Molecule: messenger RNA, 1167 nt
Organism: Trematomus bernacchii (emerald rockcod)
Lineage: Eukaryota; Metazoa; Chordata; Actinopteri; Perciformes; Nototheniidae
Product: GTPase IMAP family member 7-like
Exons: 2
Coding region: 56-760 (234 amino acids)
Molecular function (GO): GTP binding
Source: RefSeq, a predicted model, not a curated record
UCAAUAUCCCAACAUAAACAGUGAGGAGAACUUCAGAUUACUUUACAACACCAACAUGUCUGGCAGAAGUAUUCACCAUGAUAACCAGCAGGCCAGAAAGCUGCAGAUGGUGUUGGUUGGGAAGAAGAAAGUUGGUAAGAGUGCAACAGGAAACACCAUCCUCAGGAAUGAACAGUCUUUCGAGUCGCGGAUCUCUUCCACCUCUGUGACACAGAAGUGCCAGAUGGAGAAAGGGCGGUUUAAUGAUCAGGAACUGGCUGUUGUUGACACUCCUGGUCUGAGGAGAGGCAACCGUGACAAAGAGAUGAAGGAGAUCCAGGCGUGUCUUGAACCCGGCACACCCACUGUGUACCUGGUCGUGUUGCAGCUCGGCACAUUCACUGAGGAUGAAAGGCAAAUGGUAAAAAUAAUCCAGAAGGCCUUCGGUACAGAGGCGGCAUACUACACCAUGGCCCUGUUCACCAGAGGAGAUGAUCUGAGGGCUGAUGGACGGUCCGUUGAAGAGUUAAUCGGAGAAGAUUCGGCCCUGCGUGACUUCAUUAGAGAAUGUCAUGGGCAGUACCAUGUUUUAGACAACAGAGAAAAAGAUGAUCCCUCCCAAGUUAAAGAGCUGCUGCAGAAGAUCAACCUCAUGGUGCAGAGAAAUGGUGAAGCACAAGGAGAAGCUAACCCCUUCAAAAGAAUCAUCACUCUGUCUCUAUGUGCAGUUGGAGCGAUCGCUGUCAUAGGUAUUGUAAUUGGGAAACACAUUGUUACUUGAAUGCUUUCUGUAGCUUUUAAUAAGAAAUGUACCACCGCGUUCCUUUAGAGCCUGCUGCCCAUUGAAAGACACCAGAGUUGUCUUGUUUUGAAAGAUUUAGGUCCAAGGUCCUACAUUUAAUGUGCCCUCUGCCAUGUUUGACCUGCCUUCUUUGCAUACUACAAUUAGUUUUUUGUAGACCACCCAGUAGUUAUUGCACAUGAACAAAAUUACCUUUGUUUUUAUAGGAAAUUAAUUGGACAUCAAGUCCCGUCAAGUCAUUGGUGUAAGAGUCCAACGGCUUGGGUUUUGGUGUUUAACAACCAAAAGUUAACGAAUAUUAAAAAGUAUAAGUACAAAAAUAAACAAAGAAAAGAAGAACAUACAAACAAAAAGAUGUAAACCCACUGCAGUCAGCAUGACGUCGU